AGGCGAGGUUCCGGGGGUGGGGCGGCUAAGAGCGGAGAGGGCGAGCGGGCUAGCGGGCAGCGGCGAGUGUGGAGGCCGCGGCGGCGGCGGCGGCGGCGGCCGAGGAGGAGGACGAGGCAACGGGGGUGCGGCCGCCGAGGGGAGCUCCUCCCCCGUUCCCUCACCCCCUUCUGCUCAGCUCCGCGAGCCCCGGGCGGGGCGGGGGGACGUGGAGCGGGGCAGGGCGGGGGAGCCGCCCCGAGACCGCCCGGGGCGCACCCCCGCUCCGAGCGCACGCCACUCGCUGGAACUUUGUGGCCGCGCCGCAGGUGUGGGGGCCCGCGGAGGUGUGCAUGUGGGGCGCCAGGGCGUCGCGGAGAGCGGCCGCUGCCCUGUCCGGCCCUCGCUGGAGUAGCUCGGAGGAAGCGAGCAAGGAGACAGGUGUGUGCCCUCUUCCUGAUUCUGGAGAAAAAUGCCGGUCCGGAAGCAAGAUACCCAGAGAGCAUUGCACCUUUUGGAAGGUUAUCGUUCGAAACUAAGCCAAACAGAAGACAGACAGCUCAGAAGUUCCAUAGAACGGGUUAUUAACAUAUUUCAGAGCAACCUCUUUCAGGCUUUAAUAGAUAUUCAAGAAUUUUAUGAAGUGACCUUACUGGAUAAUCCAAAAUGUAUAGAUCGUUCAAAGCAGUCUGAACCAAUACAGCCUGUGAAUACUUGGGAAAUUUCCAGCCUUCCAAGCACUACUGUGACUUCAGAAACACUACCAAGUAGCCUUAGCCCUAGUGUAGAGAAAUACCGGUAUCAGGAUGAAGAUACACCUCCUCAAGAGCACAUUUCCCCACAAAUCACUAAUGAGGUGAUAGGUCCGGAAUUGGUUCAUGUCUCAGAGAAGAACCUGUCAGAAAUUGAAAAUGUCCAUGGAUUUGUUUCCCACUCUCAUAUUUCACCAAUAAAGCCAACAGAAGCUGUACCUCCCUCUCCUCCCACUGUCCCUGUGAUCCCUGUCCUGCCAGUCCCUGCUGAGAGUACUGUCAUCCUACCCACCAUACCACAGGCAAAUCCUCCUCCAGUACUGGUCAACACAGAUAGCUUGGAAACAUCGACUUAUGUUAAUGGCACUGAUGCAGAUUAUGAAUAUGAAGAAAUCACACUUGAAAGGGGAAAUUCAGGGCUUGGUUUCAGCAUUGCAGGAGGUACAGACAACCCACACAUUGGAGAUGACUCAAGUAUUUUCAUUACCAAAAUAAUUGCAGGGGGAGCAGCUGCGCAAGAUGGAAGAUUGCGGGUCAAUGACUGUAUAUUGCGAGUAAAUGAAGUAGAUGUUCGUGAUGUGACACAUAGCAAAGCAGUUGAAGCAUUGAAAGAAGCGGGAUCUAUUGUACGCUUGUACGUAAAAAGACGGAAACCAGUAUCAGAAAAAAUAAUGGAAAUAAAGCUCAUUAAAGGUCCUAAAGGUCUUGGGUUCAGCAUUGCUGGAGGUGUUGGAAAUCAGCAUAUUCCUGGGGAUAAUAGCAUCUAUGUAACCAAAAUAAUUGAAGGAGGUGCAGCACAUAAAGAUGGUAAACUUCAGAUUGGAGAUAAACUUUUAGCAGUGAAUAGUGUGUGUUUAGAAGAAGUUACUCAUGAAGAAGCAGUAACUGCCUUAAAGAACACAUCUGAUUUUGUUUUUUUGAAAGUGGCAAAACCGACAAGUAUGUAUAUGAAUGAUGGCUAUGCACCACCUGAUAUCACCAACUCUUCUUCUCAGCCUGUUGAUAACCAUGUUAGCACAUCUUCCUACUUGGGCCAGACACCAGCGUCACCAGCCAGAUAUUCACCUGUUUCAAAAGCAGUGCUUGGAGAUGAUGAAAUUACAAGGGAACCUAGAAAGGUUGUUCUUCAUCGUGGUUCAACAGGCCUUGGUUUCAACAUUGUAGGAGGUGAAGAUGGAGAAGGAAUAUUUAUUUCCUUUAUUUUGGCUGGCGGACCUGCUGAUCUUAGUGGAGAGCUCAGGAAAGGAGAUCGUAUUAUAUCGGUAAACAGUGUUGACCUCAGAACUGCCAGCCAUGAGCAGGCAGCAGCUGCAUUAAAAAAUGCUGGCCAAGCUGUCACAAUUGUUGCACAAUAUCGACCUGAAGAAUACAGUCGUUUUGAAGCCAAAAUACAUGACUUACGGGAGCAGAUGAUGAAUAGUAGCAUUAGUUCAGGUUCAGGUUCCCUUCGAACUAGCCAGAAGCGAUCCCUCUAUGUCAGGGCCCUUUUUGAUUAUGACAAGACUAAAGACAGUGGCCUUCCUAGUCAGGGAUUGAACUUCAAAUUUGGAGAUAUCCUCCAUGUUAUUAAUGCUUCUGAUGACGAAUGGUGGCAGGCCAGGCAGGUUACACCAGAUGGUGAAAGUGAUGAAGUUGGGGUGAUUCCCAGUAAACGCAGGGUUGAGAAGAAAGAACGAGCCCGAUUAAAAACAGUGAAAUUCAAUUCUAAAGCAAGGGGAGAUAAAGGGCAGUCAUUCAAUGACAAGCGUAAAAAGAACCUCUUUUCCCGAAAAUUCCCCUUCUACAAGAACAAGGACCAGAGUGAGCAGGAAACAAGUGAUGCUGACCAACAUGUAACUUCUAAUGCCAGUGAUAGCGAAAGUAGUUACCGUGGUCAAGAAGAAUAUGUCUUAUCUUAUGAGCCAGUGAAUCAACAAGAAGUUAAUUAUACUCGACCAGUGAUCAUAUUGGGACCUAUGAAAGACAGGAUAAAUGAUGACCUGAUCUCAGAAUUUCCUGACAAAUUUGGAUCAUGUGUUCCUCAUACAACUAGACCAAAACGAGAUUAUGAGGUAGAUGGAAGAGAUUAUCAUUUUGUGACUUCAAGAGAGCAAAUGGAAAAAGAUAUCCAGGAACAUAAAUUCAUUGAAGCUGGGCAGUAUAACAACCAUCUGUAUGGAACAAGUGUUCAGUCUGUGCGAGAAGUAGCAGAAAAGGGCAAACACUGUAUCCUCGAUGUGUCUGGAAAUGCCAUAAAGAGAUUACAGAUUGCACAACUUUACCCAAUCUCCAUUUUUAUUAAACCCAAAUCCAUGGAAAAUAUCAUGGAAAUGAAUAAGCGUCUGACGGAAGAACAGGCCAGAAAGACGUUUGAGAGAGCCAUGAAACUGGAACAAGAAUUUACUGAACAUUUCACAGCUAUUAUACAGGGAGAUACGCUGGAAGACAUUUACAACCAAGUGAAGCAGAUCAUAGAAGAACAGUCUGGUCCUUACAUCUGGGUUCCAGCAAAAGAAAAGUUAUGAGGACUGAUGUUUCUCUGUUUCUCUUUUCCACGGUCUCAUUUUCUCUGACACUUCUUUGCCCUUUCCUUCUGGAGUCUGUCUUCAAUACUUCUUCCAUGUUGAAUCAUAUCCCACUCAUCAUGGUCUGCAGUUGCACUUAUUUUUGACAUCUUAGUGUCUCCUUCAAGUUGUAACAUCUGUAUUAUUUUAUCUCACUAUUGGUUUGUGGCCAUUUUUCACAAAUGAAGAUGGAAUGGCCUGACCAGCUAUUAAUAGGAUUUGGGGAGACGGGGAAAUUGUGGUAAAAUUCCUUAAUGUUUAAGGGAAAGUAACUUUAAGAGAUUUUCAGAGAAGCUUUAUAUACAUUCUUUCCAAAUUUCAAUAUAAAUGAAAGAAAAGUUGUUUUAAUCAAUGAUUUAGUAAACUUUGAGCAACAAUGCAUGCUUAACUUUAAUAGCAUGGUUUGGCCAACAUAUUAGCUCUCAAGUCCUUUUCUCAAUUGACUUCUGUUAUCAAAGCAAAUAUUUCAUUAUAGACAAAUAAGGAAAAUAUGUUUUUUAAUUUCAAAAUUAAUAUCUGAGUUAACUUUAAUAAUUUCACAAGGGAUAUUC
Messenger RNA from Eubalaena glacialis (North Atlantic right whale), 3825 nucleotides. It is a transcript of the gene DLG1, whose product is annotated as discs large MAGUK scaffold protein 1. Gene Ontology annotation, cellular component: neuron projection; neuromuscular junction; postsynaptic density membrane. The transcript is spliced from 26 exons. NCBI's taxonomy places the organism in Eukaryota, Metazoa, Chordata, Mammalia, Artiodactyla, Balaenidae. The record is from RefSeq and is a predicted model, not a curated record. Gene Ontology annotation, biological process: chemical synaptic transmission; neurotransmitter receptor localization to postsynaptic specialization membrane. Bases 452 to 3235 code for a protein of 927 amino acids. Gene Ontology annotation, molecular function: kinase binding.